AUGAUUUUGCUGAGCUGCUUCCAGCACCUGCGGCCCCGGCGCUGCAGCCCCUUGGCCGGGCUGGGCAGGGGGCUCGGCCCCACAGCGGGGUCCCGCAGGGCUCUGCGGGUGCUGGUGGACAUGGACGGGGUUCUGGCUGACUUCGAGGGAGGCUUCCUCAAGAAAUUCAGGGCCAGGUACCCCGACAAGCCCUACAUUGCCCUGGAGGACCGGAGGGGCUUCUGGGUGUCGGAGCAGUACGGGCGCCUGGGACCCGAGCUGAGUGAGAAAGCCAUCAGCAUCUGGGAAUCCAAGAACUUCUUCAUCGAGCUGGAUCCUCUCCCUGGAGCUGUGGAAGCUGUGAAGCAAAUGGCAAAUUUGGCAGACACUGAUGUGUUCAUCUGCACGAGUCCCAUCAAGAAGUACCGGUACUGCCCCUACGAGAAGUAUGCCUGGGUGGAGAAGCACUUUGGCCCUGAAUUUCUUGAGCAGAUUGUUUUGACACGAGAUAAGACGGUGGUUUCUGCUGAUCUGCUUAUAGAUGACAGACCUGAUAUAACAGGAGCAGAGCAGAACCCCACGUGGGAGCACGUGCUCUUCACAGCCUGCCACAACAAACACCUGCAGCUGAAGCCCCCCAGCCGCCGGCUGCACUCCUGGUCUGACGACUGGAAAGCCAUCCUGGACAGCAAACGCCUCCCCCGUGGCCAGGCCACCUAAACACCAGCCCCCAGGGCCACCUGGGGCUGCAGCACUUGCCUGUGUCUGUGUGAGCCCUGCUGAAGGCCAGAACCACGGAUG
Messenger RNA from Sturnus vulgaris (Common starling), 780 nucleotides. It is a transcript of the gene NT5M, whose product is annotated as 5',3'-nucleotidase, mitochondrial. The record is from RefSeq and is a predicted model, not a curated record. Gene Ontology annotation, biological process: pyrimidine deoxyribonucleotide catabolic process. Gene Ontology annotation, cellular component: mitochondrion. Lineage: Eukaryota; Metazoa; Chordata; Aves; Passeriformes; Sturnidae. Gene Ontology annotation, molecular function: 5'-nucleotidase activity.